ACGUGUCCACGCCACGUAGAUCAACACAUUACUUUUGAGAAAAAUGUCAGACACGUGGCAGAAGCCCAGGUUAACCACUUGGAAACACAGAUGCCGGCAAGCAAGAAGCAAACAUUGAACAACGGCAGUGCUUUUUGUCUCCUACCUGCUAAGGUCUCUCAGGAAGUCCAACAGAAUCAUUUUUUUCCCCCAGCAUUACCCUGCCUGAGUGAGAAAUCAAGACCGAGUCAAGCAGAUCCUGACAGUACUUUCAAACUGAUAAAAAUCCAAGGAAAAUCCCAUUGAUCAGCCGGCCUGUCAUAUCUACAUUGCCGCCAUUUUCAAAAAUGUUUGUUUUUCCUCUCAUCCAUUUUGAAGACAAAACAAACAUCCCUCAAAUCUCUCUACUGUUAGAAUCCUCGCUUUCUCUCUUGUUCUCUCUCGCGCACACAAAGAAACAAUGAAGAAUACUGAAAAUGAACCGUUUCUGCUCUCAUCAGAUCAAUCUCUCAAGCCAAGAAGACCCAAGUCUCGGGAAGUAAGCUCCAGGUUUCUCUCGCCAACCUCACCUUCACAUAACAAUGGAACCCUAUCUCCAAAUCAAGGUUCCUCAUCACCACUUCGCCCUAAACCCUCCUCUGAUGUUCGAAAGCAUCGGAGCCUUGAUGAUCCUGGAUUCAUUCGAGGCCUUUGGCCUUCUUCGUCGCCUUCACAAUCAUCAAACAACCAAAACAAUCAAGGCACUCUAGCGGAUCAUCUUGGAAAUGCAAGAUUGAAAGAUUUGUUAGACCACAAGAAAGAUGAAAAACCCACGAAGAGUAGCAGUGUGUUUUCACUUGGUAGGCAAAGGAGUAAUGGUACUGUGUUUGGUAGGGUUGAAAAUGAUAAAGAGAAAGGGAGCACAAAAGAAAAUCAUAGACCAAUUCUUGGAGGAUCUGCGAGAUACACCGGGAAAUUUCACUUUCCGGGAAAAUCUUCUUCUUCAUCGUCAUCAUCCUCCUCGAAUUCAUCGUCCAAUAACAAUCCUGUUUAUGUUCCUGGAAGAUUAUCUGUUGAUGAAAAUGCCCUAUAUAAAAAUUCGAAAGAAGUUGGUGCAUCUCGGAGAAAUUCGGAUAUAUUUGAGGAUAAUCUCGAGUCAGAAAUUUCCGAGUGCAGUGAUAAACAUUCAGGAAAUGAUCUUUUUUCUCCAACUUUAGGAAGAAGUUCUAGGAAAUCUGGUGUAGAGGUCUCUUCUAAAUAUAUGAAUGAUAUACCAACAAGGCCACGGAGAUGGACAACGGAUGCUAAUGCUCAAACUGCAGUAUCAUUAGAGUCUUCUCCAAAAAUUAAGAAACUUACAAUGAAGAAUGUGAUCAAGAGAGCUAAUUCACUUACUGGGUAUGGGAGUGCCACAUCCCAGUGGGCCUUGUCACCAGGGCGAUCAGGGUCACCGCCGAUGUCAGGGGAAGUUCGGCUGAUGCAAUGGCGGUAUGCAAAUGUUAGAGCUGCUACUAUGAACUUGAACAUAAAUAAGCAAGUGGAGAACAAUCUGUUAUGGGUGUUGGAUGGUCUUUCAAAGCUUCGACAUUCUGUCGCACAAAGGAGACUAAAGCUUCAGAAGGAAAAGCUCAAGAUGAAGCUAGACUUUGUUCUUCACUCUCAAAUCAAAUUGUUGGAAGCUUGGGGAGACAUGGAAAGGCAGCACUUAUCUUCAGUUUCAAAGACUAAAGAGAGUUUACAUUCUGUUGUUUGCAGAGUUCCCCUCAUUGAAGGAGCAGAGGUUGAUCCACAAUCAGCUUCCAUCGCACUACGACAUGCAUCAGAUCUCUCAGCGUCCAUCAAGUCAGCAUUAUCUUCAUUUUCAUCCACGGCUGAGCAGACUGUUACACUUCUCUCACAAUUAGCAGAGGUGGUUGCACAAGAGAAACUACUAAUGGAAGAAUGCCAUGAACUUCUUCAGACAGUAUCUGCACUACAGAUUCAAGAGAAAAGUUUGAAGUGCUAUAUAAUCCAGUUCAAUUCGAAGCAGCAACAACUGCAGCAGCAAGAACAACAAUCACAGCUACAAGAAACCCCUUCUUAGGCAGAAAUACAGGGAAUUGAAGGAGAAAUUUCUGUAGGUGACUAAAAGGGGAGGCUGUGAUUGAAUAGGGCAUGAUAAAAUGUAAUGUGGAUGUGAUUGUAAGCCACUUCAACUAGCUUCAAGCAAAAGUA
Molecule: messenger RNA, 2172 nt
Organism: Populus euphratica (Euphrates poplar)
Lineage: Eukaryota; Viridiplantae; Streptophyta; Magnoliopsida; Malpighiales; Salicaceae
Product: QWRF motif-containing protein 3
Exons: 7
Coding region: 440-2041 (533 amino acids)
Biological process (GO): spindle assembly
Cellular component (GO): cytoplasm; nuclear microtubule
Molecular function (GO): microtubule binding
Source: RefSeq, a predicted model, not a curated record